Schistocerca cancellata (South American locust) is the source of this 5187-nucleotide messenger RNA. It is a transcript of the gene TTLL12, whose product is annotated as tubulin--tyrosine ligase-like protein 12. The transcript has a single exon. The coding region runs from base 161 to 2062 and encodes 633 amino acids. Gene Ontology annotation, biological process: protein modification process. The record is from RefSeq and is a predicted model, not a curated record. NCBI's taxonomy places the organism in Eukaryota, Metazoa, Arthropoda, Insecta, Orthoptera, Acrididae.
AAGUGGCAGUAGUAGUGUAGCUUGUGAAGCUUUGCCGGUGUAGUGAGGUUAGCCUGAAAGCGUGGUGUACCCGCUAGCUGUUAUUGUCAUUAGAAUUUGCCGUUGGCCAUGAAAUUCUGAGCCACUGACAGAAUUCGUGGAGACACUGUAACGUGCGAUAAUGGAUAUUCCGUCUUUGCCGGAUGGGGUAUCAGUUUAUUCAGCGUUCAUAGCACUGCACAGAAUCCAGCUUGAAUCAUCUGGUGUACCAGAUCUUUACUGGAAAACGCUGUGCAGAAAACUAUACCAUCAAAUAUUUGACGCAGGGAAUACUUUUUCUGUUGCUCGGAUUGAAUAUGACGAGGACGACGACAGUGGUGAUUAUGUCAACACUUACAGACCACAGCAUCGUGUUUUCAUAUCGUGUGAAGCCGGCGUGGAUGCUUCGGACCCACAGCAUAUCUAUCUGAUUGAUCAUGCAUGGACGUACCGUGUCGAUUCCGCGAGGCAGAAUUUGAGAAGUAUACCGGCUUUGCUUGAUCGUAUGGCUCACUUGAUGGGUGUUCAGGAAUCCGCGGAUGAGCAUUCAGAGGUUCUGAUCAACAAGGUUUUCGACGAAAUGUGGAAAUUCAACCAAACAUACUCAGUUCCUUCACGGGAUGACAUUGAAGAAAGCAUGCCAGUUUGGUAUGUGAUGGACGAGUUUGGUUCUGCAAUCCCGCACUCUGAUAAUCCAACGUUUAGGACUGUGCCAUUUAUUUUCCUACCCGACCAAAUCACGUACACACUGUUAUUUCCUAUUGAAAAUGUGGAUUAUGGCGAAGAAGUAACAAGAGACUACAUUGAAAGUUCUCGAUACGAUUCCAAAACUAGAGAUGCACUUCUAAUUCCAUGGGUGCCAAAAUCAUUUCUUUCAGAACCUUUCCAAUAUUCAGAACCAGAUAGUUCGUAUUUCUUGCAAGGGCAUACGGCGGAAACAUUGCCAAACGCAUCAAAAAUUGCGACAGUCAGUGUCACUUCAAAGGAUAAGAUACUAGUUUUUUCUCAGUAUGCUUAUGUUAAUGAUUAUCUCACGCAUCCUAAAUUUGAAAUAACCCACGACGAGGAAAAUGCAGACAUCCUUUGGUAUACUCAACAUUUCAAAGACUUCAAGGAAUUCAGUCAAUCGUGUUCUGAAAAAUUUGUAAAUCAAUUUCCAUUUGAACACGUAAUAACAGUUAAAGACCUCCUUGCCAUUGUGUGUCGUCGGGCGGCCAAGGAAAGUGGCAGUGUUUGCGAAGACACACUAGUAACAUACCCAGUUUGGCUACCAACCACAUACAACUUAAAGACAGAGCUACCUAAAUUUGUCUCUUACUAUCAGCACAGGGCAGAGAAGGGUCUAGAUAACCAUUGGAUAUGCAAACCAUUUAAUCUUGCGAGGGGUUUGGACACACACAUUACAGAUAAUUUGAACUAUAUCUUAAGACUUCCAUUAAGUGGACCAAAAAUAGCACAGAAGUACAUUGAGGACCCUGUACUUUUUCAAAGACCCGAUUGUGGCGCUGUGAAAUUUGAUUUAAGAUAUGUUCUGUUAGUCAAGAGUAUAAAACCAUUAUCAGCAUUUGUAUAUCGAAAUUUUUUCUUGCGAUUUGCAAACAAACCAUUUGAUUUAAAUAAUUUGGAUGACUAUGAGAAACACUUCACUGUUAUGAAUUACAAUGAAAAUGCAACACUCUAUCGAAUGCUAUGUGAUGAUUUUGUUGUGAAAUUUGAGCAACAGUAUCCUAGUGUAUCCUGGAAAGAAAUAGAAGAAAAAAUAUUUUCCUUAUUUAGAGAAAUGCUCAGUGCAGCAUCAAGCAAGAUGCCCCCUGCUGGAAUAGCAUAUAGCCCCCAGUCGAGGGCUGUGUAUGCAGCAGACCUUAUGUUGGCUUGGCAGACAGAUUCCAAUGACAGAAAAUCCAUGCAGCCAAAGCUACUGGAGGUGAAUUGGACACCUGACUGCAAAAGAGCUUGUGAAUACUAUCCUGAUUUUUAUAAUGAUAUUUUUUCUGUGCUUUUCUUGGAUGAUGUUAAUGAGAGAAAAUUUGCAUGCUUGAAAUGACACAUGCUAAGAAAUAUUUCAGAAAUUAAAUCACAUACCCCAGUUCUAAUUAAAUUGUUAAAAGUGAUAUUUAUGAAUGUAGCCUACAUGUCUUGACAUUUCAGCAGAAUUGUCAGAUAACGAGUUGGGGAAGCUCAGGCCAUCCCUUGGUCAGUCUAAGAUUUUUUUGUCCUGGCAUGACUCACUUCAUACUUUUAUAGCCUAGUGUGUUCAUAUACUGUAUUGGAAGUAAUCCUGUAAUUCAUUGGAUGUGCUUAUUUUGACAGAAGAGAGAAGCAGGUAUGGAAUGAGACCACGGCUAAUAAAAACUGCCUGUUGUUGAAACCAACCUUCAGGACAAUGAUAAUUUUAACCUUUUUAUGUAAAUAGUCUGUACAUUUAAUUAGUGCUUGAAUAUAAUGUAUAUGAAACCUGAGUCUUUUAUAUUUUUGUAUUCAUACUAAAUCAGGUCUCUCUUCAUCAUGUCAUGACAUACUGUGAAGGAAACUGUAAGGCAUAGGCCUACAGUUUUAUACAUAAUACCCACUGAAAUACCAGUGGAAGAUUUCUUCAUUAUGUAAUACAACAGUUUGCUUCCACUUUUAUUUAUUUAUAAUAACUAUGAUAAUAAUAUUAAAUACAGAGAGACAGUUGGCAACAAUGGGAUGUUUCUGAAAUUAGAAAUGACCUAACCAGUCUCAAAGCAGGGUUAACAUGUCAGAAUGACAUGUAUUCAGUGUGGAGCAAGUGUUGCAUGUGACAAGCAAAGACACCUUAGUUCUUGCUACAGGUCAUUUUGCUACCAACACCUUCAAUUCACAUUCAUAUUUUUUUGGUUUCACCAAUUCAUAACUAAAUUGUCACUUUACACCUUCACGUAGACAAAUGGUCAUCCACAGCAGAUACUUUGCUCACCUCGUCCAAGAUUGAGGAAAGGAGGUGGAGUGGUUAGGUACUACCACAUUUGAAACAAAUUUUCUUUACCACUAGCUUCUCCUCCUUCCAGGCACUGUUUGCACCAAUUUUAGAAACACCACUGAUUGCACUGUUUGUUUCAGACUAUUGAAUGCACUAUCAGUUGUAAACAUAAUUAAUUCACUCUGGUAUAAUUUCAAACUGUGGAUAUUUUUUGUAAACUCCUGAGAGCCUUGGCAUUUGCUCAAGUAGAGGCUGUCUCAUAAUACAGAUUUUGAUUGUUUGCACUAUACAGGCAGCUUGCCGUCAUUAAUUGGCCUGUGAGGUGUGUGUGUUCUCUCUGCCUCUUAACUUUAAGAAAAGAUUUUCUGUAUUGAUUUGUUAUUUUAAGAUUACUUAAAUUUCUUUAGAAUGUGCUACUUGGAGGAUUGCAGUCAGAGUCCACAUUAAAUUGUGUGUCCCUAUAACUAGCAGGUAAAAGCCAGUCCAUGGAUCAGGGGAAGCAAGUGUAUUUCACCUUCAAUACGAUUAUGUCUAGGAAAACACUGUAGUGUUCAAACCAAUAUCUUUACAUCAAAACUUUUAAUCAACAACUAGGUUGUUAUUACAGCCAUUCUGUGGUGAAUCUUUCCUCAAGUGGAUGAGAGACCAGCAAUGUAUGCAAGAAUGUCCGUGAAGACAUAGGAGAGAGGUCUUGAUGCAAUAGAGCUUUGGUGCUGGUAGACAGAGGUGUACUGUUGUUUUCUGAGACGUGGCUAUGUUGUCUUGCUAAAGGCAUAAUCCAGGUUUCUGUAAAAUUCUGACUAAAUUUUAAUCUGUUAGAGAGGAUACACUGUGCUUCACAGUGGAAGCCUCCUUAUUUCUCACUGUUAUUUUUUGAUUCAGCUGUCAUCAACUCUCAUAUGCCGGAGAAGUGUAUUACUUCUGUGAUGUAACUUUAAAACAAAUCUCAGGACAGCAGUCAUGCAACAUUAGAAACUGUACUUUGAACCAAAUGAAUGAAAAAUAAAAAGUAAUGUAUGCACACAAGAUUCACAUGAACAACGUGAAAGGUUCACAUGAAAAUUAAGUAGUUCAGUCAUUACUUGUCGGAAAGAAUACCACCACCACCACCAUCUGUGUGACCACAGAGUUGCAUGUUUCAGUUUCACCAAAGGUGUGUCUACCACAGGAUCAUCCUUUGGGUGAUAUAAAUAUUGAAGUAUCAGUAAGAAUGAGAACUGUAUUCUCGGUUAAGAUGAUUUUGUGCAUUCUAAACACACACUAAGUACUUUUUUUUUUAAUCUUAGUAAGCUACAUUUACAUUUGUAAUAAGACAUGAGAUAAGUAAAAGGGUGCUAUGAGGCGAGCACAGAAAAGAAUAUAUGAAGUUAAGGACCAUGUGUUCUUUUAACAGCUGGAAACUGUGAGCCAAUACCUUGAAAAAAAUAAAAAAGUUGCUCAAAUCUAUGUAAUAAAUAUUAUUUUUGUGAGAAGCUCUGUGAAGUGUCAAUUGCAAUAUUUUAUUGUGUUCGUGUGGAUCCUUGGUGCUAACAACACUCUCAUUCUUUGGCACUGCUUGUGCACUCUCCUUUCUUUUUUUGUCUGUUUGUAAUUAAUGUUCUAGCAUUAAUGUUGCCAUUGCUGCUGGUGCUACAGUGCCUGUGUUUUUUCUUUGGUACUCCCAAAAAUAAUUUAAUUUGACGUGUAUGUUGUGUGAAGUACUUUAGUUUAAAUACGUAUUAACUUAUGCUGGGUCACCAGAAUUAAUAAAUACAGUCUUUGGAUAACAGUUGUAAGUAUGGUGUACUUAAUGUUGUCAGAGAUGUUCUGAAUGACCACUGCCAGUAGCAGCUGACAUCCAGUGGCUACAGUUUCUAUGAGGAAUGUGCACACACAAUUUUUGUAUGGUGUGGUAUCUCGUGCAAGAUUUUAUAAGUUAUUUAUUGUUCAAUAUUUGAUAGUUGGCACAAUGCUUUCCUGCAAUACAAUACAUUACCAUUAUUAAUAAGACAGCAUUUCCUCAUUUCUCUGGCACACAUUAGAUAAAGAAGAUUAACACAGUGGGGGAGACUUAAACAUUGGCACUACAAAUAAAUUUGUGGCAACUAACAUUUUGCUAAAAAAAGGUGCCUCAAGAGGCAAAUUGAAAAGACCAGUAAAAUGUUCAUUGCCAUUGCACAUUAUCAUUUUGUAUGUGUUCUGCCAAUCCUUAGUUGCAGUUAUAUUACUAUCCAUGGAGAUGUUUCAUC